Molecule: messenger RNA, 1357 nt
Organism: Dreissena polymorpha
Lineage: Eukaryota; Metazoa; Mollusca; Bivalvia; Myida; Dreissenidae
Exons: 3
Coding region: 200-1090 (296 amino acids)
Source: RefSeq, a predicted model, not a curated record
GCAUUAUAAACAGUGUUUUGACCGCUGUUGCAACCAACGUAGAGACGUCUUCUGCAAACAUAAUGGAACAAAAGAAACCAGUUUGUGCCCAGAAACCAAGCAAAUUGAAAAGAUCAAAACCAGUGCCCAGAAUAAGAUAUUCAAAAGUGAAGACUCAUUAAAUUCUUCAAAAAAGUCCGGUAUUGAAAAUUCAGUAAGAAUGACAGCGUGGCAAAGUUCAGAGAGACUGAAGCCAGAACUGGAAAAUAGUCCCUUUUCCAAGCCCGACAGUAAUGAAUCACAGAGUACACGUGGCAUAUCGCCCAAGGAAAUGGAGCCAACAAAUGGUGAUGGUCACGAACGUACGUUGUUAGAAAGAACAAAUACGAGAGAUUCAUCUGAGAGUCGAAUUCGUGUAUGCCAACCAGUUCCCAGAAGAAGAAAUGUGUGUGCCAGCAAUAUGCAAACAGCCGGUACACUAUUUGACGGGUUUCGCUCAGUAUCAUUUUCAAGUCAAUCAAGCUCCGAUUUAUCUGGAACAGAAAGUGAAAAUUUGUCAAGCUCCUUGUCGGGACGAAAUAGGUCUGUCAACUUCAGCCCGAAGGUCGAAAUAGUGAACUCGGACCCUUCGGCACGAACAGAAAUUCCAGAGCUGACUUUACGCGCCUCAUUUUCGAGUAGGUCUCUAGACCACUUGUUGGAAGGGGACCAUGUGUUCGGCCACUACCGGGCAAUACUAGCAGGCUACCCUGGGUGGUGUCCUAUGGAAACAGACUACACUGUUCCAAGAACAAUGACCACGGCACUACCACGCCUUGGAACUUACGUCAUCUGGUAUAGCAGAAAGAAACACUGCCUUGUGAUCACUAUCAGUUUUUCUGGACGGCUUAUUCACUAUAGAAUUCGCAUGAAAGUGAACAACAUUGGACACGGGCAGGAUUUCUCCUUUUUCAUCACUAAGGACCUCCAUUUCACCAACAUUAUUGCGCUUCUGGACUACUACCAAACCCAGGGACUGGCCGUUGUUGAUAACGAGAACAGAACGCCUGGUCACCAGAAAUUGGUGCCAAUGGCAACUGCUGUGCGCGUGAAAUAUACCACUAGUGUUUGACGAUGGCAGUUUCGUGAAUGUAUGUGUUCAAGUGGUUUGAAGUAAUAAUUCACAAACAACUUUUGUAUAUCUAAGUGCAUUUUGUUUUACAUACUACAAAAAUUGUUUACUCAAAACAAGUUUUGAGCUUCAAAUGAUUGUAUAUAGAGUGAUUGCUUUGAUAUUAAUGCAUUAUACUGCCCCUGUAUGUUCAACUUUUUGAUUUGAUGUGUGUUAUAUAUUUAAUAUUUUGCAUAUGUAUAUUUCUAUGGGCAAAUAUAGUGUUAA